Molecule: messenger RNA, 445 nt
Organism: Paramecium sonneborni
Lineage: Eukaryota; Ciliophora; Oligohymenophorea; Peniculida; Parameciidae
Source: the annotation of a GenBank genome assembly
AUGAGUUUCAUUAACUUAGAAUAACUUGAUCAAGAUAACUCACUCAUUGACUAUCAUAAUACUAUUAAUGAAACACUCGAUUCCCUUGCCAUCACUAUUCAAGACCUUCGAAAUCCAUAAAUCUGCUUUGUAACUACAUUUUCUACAUUAGGUUUCAGACACUAAUAUAGCUCAACUCUACUUAUAGUAGAUAUGUCAAAAAUUUCCAUAAGCCACUACAUUCACAUUACCAGUAGGAGAAGGUGCUAAAAAUCUACAUUUUGCGAAUGAGGUGGCAGAAUACUUAUUUAGCAAGAGAUUUUGUAGAUAAGAUUUAGUUAUCGCAAUUGGAGGAGGAGUUGUGACUGACUUAGUUGGAUUUGUGUCUAGCAUAUAUAUGAGAGGGUUUGGUAUAUUUAACUAUUCAACAGAAUAAAAUUCAUUUUGAUUCCCACAUCGUUGUUGG